Molecule: messenger RNA, 1653 nt
Organism: Diutina rugosa
Lineage: Eukaryota; Fungi; Ascomycota; Pichiomycetes; Serinales; Debaryomycetaceae
Product: FMN-dependent alpha-hydroxy acid dehydrogenase
Exons: 1
Coding region: 1-1653 (550 amino acids)
Biological process (GO): lactate metabolic process
Molecular function (GO): L-lactate dehydrogenase (cytochrome) activity; heme binding
Source: RefSeq, a predicted model, not a curated record
AUGUUCCGUUUGGCUGCUCGUGUCUCCAGACAGCUGAGAGUAUGGGGGAGACGCCACCUCUCCCGUACCGCGAUUCCUAAGCGAGUACCUCGCGUGAUGGCCGUUACCACUUUGGUGGGGACGAUUGCCGUGGCUAUCGCCUUGAGCCAGCCGUAUCAAUUGGAUGCGAAGCCCAAGGGAAGAGGUGUACCCGUUGAAGAAUUGCAAAAGCACAACUCGAAAGAAAAUGGCGUGUGGGUGGCCAUCAAUGGUGACGUGUACGACUUGACCGAUUUCCUUGAAAUGCACCCUGGUGGUGAAAAGAUCAUCCUCAAGUAUGCCGGUACCAACGCCCUGAAGAUCUUCAACAAGUACCAUGCCAAGGAUGUGUUUGCCAAGUUCUUGUCGCCGGAAGCUUACAUCGGUCCUCUCGUGGGUGAGUUGGAAGAAGCUGCCGACAUCACUGAAGGUGAGAUGGACCCCGAACGGUUGAACAAGCUUGAAAACUUGCCUCUGAUCCACCACAUGAUGAACAUCUCCGACUUUGAGGCUGUGGCCCGUCAAAUCAUCCCUCCUAAUGCCUGGGCCUACUACCUGAGUGCGGCCGAUGACGAAAUGUCUAAGCGUGAAAACCACUACGCUUUCCACCGCAUUUUCUUCAACCCUAAGGUUUUGGUCGAUGUGAGAGAUGUCGAUAUCUCCACCGAUAUGCUUGGUACUAAGGUGGCGGCUCCUUUCUACUGCCUGGCCGCUGCCCAGGCUAGAUUGGGCCACCCUGAUGGUGAACUUGGCAUUUCUAGAGGUUGUAGUAAAGAGCGCAUUAUCCAAAUGAUCUCGUCGGUGGCGCUGUACUCUUUCGAUGAAAUCAUGGACUCUGCCCUUCCUGAUCAAACUCACUGGUUCCAGCUUUAUGUGCUCCCUGAUCGUCAACUUGCUUACGAUGCCAUUGAAAGGGCCAACAGACGAGGCGCUAAGGCUCUCUUUGUUACUGUGGACGCCCCUGAAUUGGGUAACCGUGAGAAGGAUAGAAAGUUCCGGUUGAACUUGGAUUUGGACGACAACUCGGAUGAAGACGCUGCCAUUGCUGCCCAAAUGGACGCUGACGUGGUGAUGUCUCACAAAGAUGCUGGUCUUACCUGGAAGGACAUUGCUGACUUCAAGAAGAUUGCUAAGAUGCCCGUUGUGAUCAAGGGGGUUCAAAGAGUUGAAGACGUUUUGUUGGCGGUUGAAAACGGCGUUGAUGCUGUUGUGUUGUCCAAUCACGGUGGUCGUCAACUCGACUUCGCUCGGGCUCCCAUCGAAGUCUUGGCUGAUGUCAUGCCUAUCUUGCGCGAGCGUAAGUUGGAUGACAAGAUCGAAGUCUACAUCGAUGGUGGUGUCACCAGAGGUACCGAUGUCCUCAAGGCCCUUUGCUUAGGGGCCAAGGGUGUUGGUUUGGGCCGUGCAUUCCUUUUCGCAAACUCUUGUUAUGGUGAAAAGGGGGUUCAAAAGAUGAUUAAGCUUUUGAAGGAGGAAAUCCGCCUCAACAUGAAGUUGUUGGGGGUGUCCAAGAUUUCCGAGUUGACUCCCGAAUUGGUUGACACUCGCAGUUUGAUCGCUCGUUCCGCCCAACCUGACUACAUGUAUAACUCUUCAUAUGAGCCUUUGACUCCUCCUAAGUUCAGAGACGAAUAG